Molecule: messenger RNA, 2611 nt
Organism: Arachis stenosperma
Lineage: Eukaryota; Viridiplantae; Streptophyta; Magnoliopsida; Fabales; Fabaceae
Product: putative disease resistance RPP13-like protein 1
Exons: 3
Coding region: 72-1235 (387 amino acids)
Molecular function (GO): protein binding
Source: RefSeq, a predicted model, not a curated record
CAAAAUUCUUUAAGUCCAUUGUGAAAUCCGAAUCUUUGAGGACAUCGUUGUAUAUCGAUGAUUUGUUAAGCAUGGAAAGCAGAGCAUCAAAGUUGAAAUACUUGAGAGUUUUAUCCUUUCGUAAACUUGAUGUAUUACCAGAUUCAAUAGGUAAAUUGAUUCAUCUACGCUAUUUGAAUCUCUCUUGGACCAAGGUUAAGAAAUUACCAGAGUCAUUAUGCAACUUGUAUAAUCUACAAACAUUAAUAUUGUAUAGAUGUUAUGGCCUGACCAUGUUGCCCAAUGACAUGCGUAAACUUGUGAAUUUAUGGCAUUUUGAUCUUAGGGGAACUUCUUUGAAAGAAAUGCCUAGAGGAAUAAGUAAAUUGAAAAUGCCUAUUUUAGAUUACUUUGUGGUGGGCAAGCACAAAGAAAAUGGAAUCCAGGAAUUAGGAGGGCUCUCAAAUCUUGGAGGAUCAUUUAAGAUUAAGAAGUUGGAGAAUGUUGCUGAUGUCAGACAAGCCAGGAGUGCAAGGAUGUUGGAGAAGAACCGCAUUGACGCGUUAUCGUUGGAAUGGUCUUCAGGUAAUAAGAUGGUUUCAAACAUGGAGACUUUGAGAGAUAUACUUGAUAACUUGCAACCGCACAAUGGCUUGAAAGAGUUGAGGAUCCAGGGAUACAAGGGCGAAAGAUUUCCAGAUUGGGUGGGACACUGUUCUUACGACAAUAUGACAAGUGUAACACUAGCAUCUUGCAAGAAUUGCUGCAUGCUGCCUUCACUUGGACAACUGCCAUCUCUAAAGUCCCUGUGCAUUAAAGGUUUUCUUCAGCUCAAGCGUAUUGGUGAUGAGUUUUACAACAAUGACAGCGAUCAUCAUUCCUCGCCUAUUGCACCGUUUCCUUCACUCGAGGAAUUGGUGUUUGAUAACAUGCCAUGCUGGGAGAAGUGGCACGUACCUCACCCAGAAGCUUUUCCUCGGCUUAGGACACUUGAAAUAGAAGAUUGUGGAAUGUUAACCGGAGAUAUGCUUAACGACAUAUUGUGGAGAAGGGAUUCUUGUUUGCGGGAAGACGAUGAAGGAAGGUCUGAUGGGAUGGUAGGUGGUGGGGAUGCUUUAUCAAUAAACAGGGGAUCUCAAUCAUUUAAUGCAAGCACCGUCAACCAUCUAUGUUGCCUCCAAGAACUACUUAUUUCAGGGUGUCCGUCUAUUGUAUCCUUUCCGGGUAAUUGUUUACCCAAAUCUCUGCAAAACUGAAAAUCUUGAGUUGCCCAAAAUUUGAAUUCCUCGAGCAACAGUGUGAUUUGGUAGAGCUACAUAUACAUGGCGUCUGUGAUUCACUGAGGUCCUUGUCGUUGGAUGUCUUUCCCAAUCUCAAGAAUUUGGAGAUAUCAGUGUGUAUGAAUCUGGAAUCAGUGUCAAUGUCAGAGGCACCACACGCUGCUCUUCAACGUCUCUCCAUUGCUUUCUGCAACAAAUUAGUGUCAUUUGCAGGAGAAGGACUGGCUGCACCCAACUUGACUCAUCUUCAAGUCAUCUUCUGCUCAAAGUUGGAGGCAUUACCACGUGACAUGAAGAGUCUACUCCCAAGUUUACAGUCUCUCCAGGUAUAUGGUUGCCCAAACAUUUGCAGGUUGACAGAGGGUGGUUUGCCGCCUAACUUGAAAGAGCUUUAUGUGGGAAUUGGCGAGCAACAAACGAGGGAUCUAUCAUGGAUGGCCAACUUGCACGCCCUCACUCAUCUUGAAAUUUAUUGUGAUUACUGCCACAACAUAAAGUCAUACCCAGAGGUAGGUUUGCUGCCUCACCUUCUCUCCCUUAGGACUCUUAAGAUAGGGGGGUUCCAUAAUCUGGAGACAUUGGAGUGCAACGAGCUUCUCCGCCUCACCUCCCUUCAACAACUACACAUUUAUUGGUGUCCAAAGCUGGAGAAUAUGAAAGGAGAAAAGCUGCCUCCCUCUCUCUUCGUACUUCAAAUUGAAAAGUGUAGUUUGCUGGGAGAACACUACAAGAACAAGCAUCAACUAAUUUGGCCCAAAAUUUCCCACAUCCCAACCAUUCAAGUCGAUGGCAAAAAAAUUUCCUGAAUAGAGAUUUCUGAGCAGGUGCAUUGUAAUGAAGUAAAAGUACUCAAAUGACAGAGAUUUCAUCAUAUAUAAUCUUACACAAAUAUUUUAUCUUCAGAACAUGAUGCAGUUUGCGACUUUGAGUGAUAUGCUAAAAGAAAAUAAAGCUUAUUGUCUUGCCUGAAAUGCAAAGUGAAGCUUCAAAAUAAUUUAACAAUUUUUCCUUCUGUUUUUGCCAUCUUUUGCAGGUAAAAGUUCAUAGAUGUUAGAGAUUUCAUUGCACAUGUAUAUCUAUAUAUAUGGAGAUGUAAAGUGGAUUAAUGUGUUGGGAAGCAGUAGUGUUUUUUUAUUUCAGCUUUCAUUUUAAUUGGUAUGUACACUAGUUUAAAUUAAUGACUGAUGUGUAUCAUAGGAUUCAUAUCCACACUAUAUGUGGAGUUGCUUGGAUUAUUCAAUUCAGUGCUUUGCUUCAAAGAUAGGAACCAUAGAUGGUUGUUUGGCUAUCAAUAGCAGUCAUGUUUGAACUUUGAACCAAUGUGCUAAACAAAUGAGUUUCAAUAUCUAAUG